Fusarium verticillioides 7600 is the source of this 1164-nucleotide messenger RNA. RefSeq lists its product as hypothetical. The record is from RefSeq and is a predicted model, not a curated record. The coding region runs from base 289 to 1089 and encodes 266 amino acids. Lineage: Eukaryota; Fungi; Ascomycota; Sordariomycetes; Hypocreales; Nectriaceae. The transcript has a single exon.
GCAUCUGCAUGCACAAGCGCUGAAGAAGCAAAGCUCUUUAGGCCAAGAGUGACAAUGUUUCCGAAAUGGGACAUCCUCAUAUGACCAUUUUUCAUCCACCCUUUUGCCUUCGCGUUACUAUACUAGAAACACCAUAUUUCGACCCAAUGUCAAGCUGCCUGUAAUUUAGGUGGUCUAGAGUGUUUAUACGAAUUCGCAUUGCAACUAGGCUAGCCAUUCAACUUCUGUGCCUAUUCUUAUUUUAUUUACACCUUGUUCUAUUCUAUUCAUUUGACGCCAGUCACUAUCAUGAAACUCAACUUUCUGUUCCUCUCUGCGCUCUUUAUUCUUAUCGCCGCUGCCAAGUCCACGGCCCAGGCACAAGCUUCUAUCCAAUGUCCUAGCCUUCCUCCCGCUGGCCAUGCCUCCCAAUCUUACUGCAAAAUGUCCGACGGUUCACUGAUCUAUGUGAAUGGCGUGGGACCAUUCGACUGCGAAAUUCCUGAUAACACUAUGCGUCCCCAGAGGAAUGAAGACAGCACGACCCUAGAGUCAGAGAAGCUUCCCAGUAAGGAGUCCACAUACUGUGAGGUUCGGCUCAUUCAAUUUACCAACGACGGUAAUGUGCACCGCGGUUGUUGCGUGGAUGGGGUCGCUAUUUUUGAUAGCCGAACCUCAAGUCUUCACUCUUCGGUGCCCAAAGAUAGGAAUCAAAAGCCGCUAGAGAAAUUGCAAUCAGAUCGUCAGGUAGUGAACAGAAAGCUUCAGACGCAGGACGAAAAGGAGCUUGAGAACGACAGUGAAGGUACGCGCUAUAAUGAACGGGAGCUUAAGGACUUGGAUAAAGAAGACGAUGAUUACGAUUAUGAUACCAACGAGGCGGAUAACUUGGAUUCCGGGGAGGAGAAUGAGAAUGAUGAUUACAGUGACUAUGGAUAUGAUGAAGAUGAUGAAGAUGUUGAUGAAGACGAUGAAGAUGACGAAGAUGACGAGGAUAACGAGGACGAUGAGGACGAUGAGGACGAUGAGGACGAUGAAGAUGAGGAUGACGGAGAGGUUGAUGGAGAGUUUACACCAGACAUUAAGGCUGAAUCACCUCUAGAGAAGUAGUAAAACACUAUAAUAGAACUUAAAAGUACCUAUAAAUGAGUAUCAUCCAUAUCUCUAUAGAUUUAUUCACUUUCA